Messenger RNA from Bacidia gigantensis, 1071 nucleotides. RefSeq lists its product as uncharacterized. Lineage: Eukaryota; Fungi; Ascomycota; Lecanoromycetes; Lecanorales; Ramalinaceae. The record is from RefSeq and is a predicted model, not a curated record. The coding region runs from base 1 to 1071 and encodes 356 amino acids. The transcript has a single exon.
AUGACUCUGUAUGCUUUUGGCUCGAAUAGCUCUGGUCAACUAGGCAUUGGCAAUAAGGAUGAUGCGUCCAGACCACAGCAGUGUCUUUUCAGUGACACGGGUCCUCGUGAUCCACUGAAAAUUGUAGCUGGCGGAAGUCUCUCAAUGCUGUUAUGCGCCUCGGGCGCAGUGUAUCACGCCGGAGUCAUGAAAAGCGUACAAUCAGAGGCUCCGACAAGGGGUGUAGAAGCGGUCACUCAUUUUGAACCAUCGCCUCUGACCAAGAUUCACAGGGCAAAAUUGUGCGCGGCGGCUUGGGACAUGUUUACGAUUGUCACUGAAGCUGAUGAGGUAUACGUUUGUGGCAAAGGGAACAAAGGCGAGCUUGGCCUUGGCAAGAACGUCAGAGCCGUUGAUACAUGCACCCAGCUGUAUAAUUUCCCUCCUGAAGGUGUCUACAUCCGAGAUAUUGCUAGUAGUGUAAGUCAUACAGUGGCUGUGCUUUCCAAUGGCGAAGCCUACGGUUGGGGCAAUGGUCGAAAAGGCCAGCUUGGAGACCCGUCCGACUUCGUAUGGGUGCCUCGGAGAAUUGAGGGUUUGGGGUUUCACAUUGUACGAGCAGUGUGUGGCCGUGAAUUUUCCUUUCUCGUGGGCUCAGCAUGGCAUGGUGAGGCUGUCGUCCUCGGAUCCGAUAGAUGGGGCGUUCGAUCUCAAUUUCCAGGUCCCAUCAAGAAUUGGAAGGAUGUGGGUGCAAGUUGGGGGAGCAUCUUUGUUCUCGCUGAAAACGGUCACAUAUGCUCUUGGGGGCGCAAUGAUCGAGGGCAGCUCGCGCCAAGGAACCUGCCUGCGGUAGACCAAAUUGCGGUUGGCAGUGAGCAUGCUAUCGCUUUGACAGAAGCAGGUGAAGUGGCUUGUUGGGGGUGGGGUGAGCACGGCAAUUGCGGCGAUCACACUGAUGAACAAGGCAAUGUCGCGUUCACAUGGAAUAGCAUUAGUUCACAGACUUUGAGUGAAACCCAGACUGUUGGCGGUAUUGGCGGUGGCUGCGCGACCACCUUUCUCUGGACGAGGAAAGAAAGCAACGAGAAAUGA